GGGAGGGGCGCUGGGACGGCGUAGGGUGUAGGGAGCCUCCCGCCUCCAAGCCUAGCUUUGGAGCUUAGGCGCCCACAAACCUGAAACCGAAGGCCCGAGCCCUGUUUGCUUUCCUAAACAGGGGUGUUUGGAGGAGUCGGUCUCCUCCCUUGGGCUUCGCAGCCGGCUCCGGCUCAGGAAGGGACGGAGAUGACCCCGCCGGGAGAGGACGGGGCGAGCCCGGGCGGUAGCAGGUCUCUGGAGCCCCUGGCUCCACGCGCCGCUGCCUGGCCCGGUCUGCUCCCCGCUCCCCCGAGCCCUGCUUUCUCCCCUUUCCAGCCCUUACCCCCUUCUGGUCGGGAACCGCCAGAAAAUCGCGCCCAGUUCUGAGUGAGGGACAGCUGGCAAGGAAGAAGCCGGGCGGAGGGGCGUUGUGUGGCCCCCCGCUUUUUCUCUGCGGGCAUCUCAGUCCAGAGGUUGUCCAGUCUGCUUUGAACUGUUAGCGUCGUGGUCCGAGCUGCCCACCAUUCCCUCCGCCUCCGGCCACUCUGAUUUUGCCGGUCAUUAGCCGAGGGCGUUGCCCGAGGAGUGAGCACUUCUCCAUUGCUUGCUUGGACGCCCUGGAAUCCAGCAUCGGUUUUUCAGAUCCACGGCCUCGCUUCACAACCCACUUGCUGUUUGCUGGCUUGUGGUAGGAAAUCCACCGUGGAGACUGAUCAGGAAUCGUCUUGUUUUGUAAGAAUGUCGUCUUUGGGACAACUGCUGCUGCCCUUGGUGCUCCUGUCCUAGAGUUCCCGUGGGACUCGGGCCAUGGUCCAGCUGGUUCCCGCCCCCGCCAUGGAUGAAAUCACCUUCAGGAGUGACACCGUGCUGUCAGACGUCCACCUGUACACCCCCAACCACAGGCAUCUCAUGGUGCGGCUCAACGGUGUAGGGCAGCCAGUGUUCCUGUCCCAGUUCAAGCUUCUGUGGAGUCGAGACUCUCAGACAGAGCCGGGGGCUGAGAGUGGUGGUCACAGCCAUGUCCACGCAGAGGGGACCCCUCCCGGAAGUGGCUGCACUGAUGAGGGUUCCUCCCUCUCGCCUGGGGCUGGCACCACCAGCCAGGAAGGGGCAGGAGCUCAGCUGGACGAGGACGGGGAUUUGGACGUGGAGAGGAGACCACGCGCCACCUCUGAUCCCGACCCGGCAGAGCCUCCGAGAGACAAGGUACAGCCCGUGGUUCUAGCACAGGAAGAAGACGAUGGCCCGGGAGAUGAAGCUUGGGACGGCAGCGCCCUCGGUGUCAUCAGAAUAGAGCACACCAUGGCCACCCCCCUGGAGGAUGUUGGCAAGCAGGUGUGGCGGGGUGCGCUGCUCCUAGCCGACUACAUCUUAUUCCGGCGUGACCUCUUCCAGGGCCGCACUGUGCUGGAGCUGGGCGCGGGCACAGGGCUCGCCAGCGUCGUGGCAGCCACCGUGGCGCGGACCGUUUAUUGCACAGAUGUCGGUGCGGACCUCUUGUCCAUGUGCCAGCGGAACAUCGCCCUCAACAGCCACCUGGCAGCCCCUGGAGGUGGUACGGUGAAGGUCAAAGAGCUGGACUGGCUGAAGGAUGACCUCUGCACAGAUCCUGAGGUCCCGUUCAGCUGGUCAGAAGAGGACGUCUGUGACCUGUACGCUCACACCACUGUGCUGCUCGCGGCCGAAGUGUUUUACGACGAUGACUUAACUGAUGCCCUGUUUAAGACGCUGUCCCGACUCGCUCACAGAUUCCAUAACGCCUGCACGGCCAUCCUGGCGGUGGAGAAGAGGCUCAACUUCACGCUGAGGCACCUGGACGUGACGUGUGAGGCCUACGACCACUUCCGCGCCUCCCUGCAGGCGCUGCAGAGGCUCCCGGACAGCAGGCUGCGCUUCGUGGUGGAGCCCGUGGAGGCCUCCUUCCCACAGCUGCUGCUCUACGAGCGCAUCCGGCAGCUGGAGCUCUGGAAGAUCAUCGCAGAGCCCGUAACGUGACGCGGCCUCCUCCAGGCACGGCUUCUCCACGGUUCUAGUCCUGUAUUUCCGGUAAAAUCAACGCUCACCAGUCACGUGCGAGAGGCCAUCAUUUAAAAAUCACGUUCCGUGUACCUCAUGGGGCCCAAGCUGCUUCCCUGGGCCUGCCGCCCCCCCCCCCCCCCAGCUGCGGCCAGAGCGCGCCCCCGCCCUGCCCGGGCCGAGGCAGCCGCCCGGUCUCUUGUGCGUCGCGUGGUCCCUUGGAGCAGAUGUCCGAUUCCUCUCGCAUCAGCUGCUCCAGGCACGCACCUCGCUGGACGGGGCCACACAGGUGUUCCCACCUGCCCUCUGCCAGCCAUCCACCUGUGUCCGCGCCACAGCCAGUGUAACAGCACCACUGGGCACCAGAGCCUCACCUUCCUCCAGACUUGUUGUGCUCCGGCCGCCGGCCAGGAGGAGUAGGACCAGCCAGCCCUUGUCCUGGGUUUUGACUUUAACCCUUUCUAACCAAAACCAAGUGUGCUCAGCCUCGGCGUGAGGCUGCCCGGGUCUCCCUUUCGCCCUGGCUCACUCCCACCCCCCACCCCCUCUGUGAAGCACUCUGCCUCUGCCCCAGCCCACCCCUCCCUGACCUCACUCCAUGUCCUCUCCCGUCUGCCUCUCCUGUUCUCCCCUUUUCCCGCUUGGCCCUCCCUGCAGCCCCUCCCCCCACACACCCUCACCCUGCAGCAUACUGCACCAUGGGCCGACACUGCCCCUCCUUGCCUGCCCCUCGCCACCCAGGUUUCCCGCUGGCUCCUGCAGUCCCUGCUCAUGCCGGCUCCUCCUCAGGGACUAAGAAUUUGAAAGCUAAGUUCAUUUCACCCUCCCAACAAGUUGGGGAGGUCAGUUGCCUGCCUGUGCCCAUUUCACAGUUGAGAAGACUGAGGCUGCAAAAGGAAUAAAAUCUUUAUGAGGUCA
Molecule: messenger RNA, 2916 nt
Organism: Oryctolagus cuniculus (rabbit)
Lineage: Eukaryota; Metazoa; Chordata; Mammalia; Lagomorpha; Leporidae
Source: RefSeq, a predicted model, not a curated record